This is a messenger RNA of Zea mays, 976 nucleotides long. RefSeq lists its product as uncharacterized. The transcript is spliced from 2 exons. The record is from RefSeq and is a predicted model, not a curated record. Lineage: Eukaryota; Viridiplantae; Streptophyta; Magnoliopsida; Poales; Poaceae. Bases 334 to 699 code for a protein of 121 amino acids.
AGAAAGUUCCAUAGACUGGUAGCUGGUCACUCAUGUCAUGAACAAUACGCCACGAGGCUGAAACCGAAAGGAGCGAUAUUUUGGUGAAGUUGAAUUUGCACGUUCUGAACACGGAAUGACACUGAAACCAACAAAGCAGGUCCUUUCACCAUCCUGAUCUACCCAAAGACAACAAGCAAGCCAGCAGCAGGCAGCAGGAGCCCCUCCGUCCGUCCCAUCCGGCCAUCCGCGCAGUGCCCCCACACCACAGGCAUCUUGCCCCGCUACCAAGAAAGUACAACAGCUCACCUAUCUACCUAUCCAUCUCCAUCCACCCAUCCUUGUUUGUUCCUCAUGCAUUCUUACUGUCCGCCUGCCUGCCUGAUCAGGACAGGAGCCAGCAUGCCGCCAUCACCGUCGUUGCUGGACCUCAUGAGCCUGCCGCCCGACCUGUCUCCGUCUGCCGAGGAAGCGGCGGACUCGUCGUCCUCGGAAGGCAGCAGCUGUGGCUUGGUGCAGGUGGUGCCGAGGGACCUCUCCGACGAGCUCCUCGGCAAGUUCGAGGACACCAGCGAGUUCGGCUUCGAGUACAGCCAGAGCGGCCUCUGGUCGCCGCUGGUCCUGCGGCCCGAGGUCCUCGCGACCGCGGUGCGGGACCGACGCAGGCGCAGCCGCCGGAGUUGGAGGAGGAAGGUUCGUAUGGUGUUCUGUUGCUGCUGACAUCCGGUUUAUGUUGGGACAAGCUCUUGUCUCUACUAAAAACUCCUCCGCAGCUUCUCAUGUAAAAACUGUUUCGUACUUAAUUUCGUGAUGAAGUUAGUUUGUACUUUGGUUAUAAUGAAGAUUACUUUUUACUGGGAUGUAAACUAGAAUGCCUGCGGGUUUGUAAGUGCUGGUGUCCACUGAUUUUGGGUUCUCGAAUAUUUGUCGUCCGCUAGUUUAUUUUGAACUAAACCGCGAAAAAUAAAAAAGAAGGGAGAGAGUCCUGAUUAAAUAA